Molecule: messenger RNA, 753 nt
Organism: Vicia faba (fava bean)
Lineage: Eukaryota; Viridiplantae; Streptophyta; Magnoliopsida; Fabales; Fabaceae
Source: the annotation of a GenBank genome assembly
AUGAGAAACAAGUUUCUCUCCACGCCUCUUUCAUCUUUCUUAAAGUUUGGACGAACCUUAACUUCAAUUCCUCAACGUUUAUCUCCUCACCUUAAACUUCGAUCCUCAUCACCACCAUCCUUUGCACCACCAUUUUGCAGAAAAAGUUUAUGUUCAAAACCUGCAGAGAAAUUCCAAAUUACGUGCUGGAAUUGUCACGAUGUUCCUCAGUCAGUACCUUUCCUGUUCUGCCAAUCAUGUCGUUGCGUUCAGCCGGUUGAUCAUUCGAUUGACUAUUUCGAAAUUUUUGGGACGGAGAAGACGUAUGAUGUAGAGGGUAUUGAUUUGGAGGGGAAGUACAAGGAGUGGCAAAAGAAGCUACAUCCUGAUUUAGUGCAUUCUAAAUCUCAGAAAGAAAAAGAUUUUGCUGCUGAACAAUCUGCAAGAGUGAUUGAUGCAUACCAUACACUUAGCAAGCCUUUGUCAAGAGCGAUUUACAUGCUGAAGCUCGAUGGAGCGGAAAUUGAUGAGGAGCAGACAAUUUACGAUGCAGAAUUACUAGCAGAGAUUAUGGAAAUUAGGGAAGAAGUUGAAGAAGCAACUAACUCCGAGGCUUUGAAUCACAUUCGCUCCCAGAUGCAGGAGAAACUGCAAAAUUGGUCUAAUGCCUUUGCUGAUGCUUUUGAAAGACGGGACUUUGAAGAAGCGAAGAAUGUAAUUAAGAGAAUGACUUACUAUAGUCGUGUAAUUGAGGAAGUUGUAAAGAAGCUUUGA